Molecule: messenger RNA, 12178 nt
Organism: Periophthalmus magnuspinnatus
Lineage: Eukaryota; Metazoa; Chordata; Actinopteri; Gobiiformes; Gobiidae
Gene: plxnb2b
Product: plexin b2b
Exons: 41
Coding region: 755-6283 (1842 amino acids)
Biological process (GO): regulation of cell shape; regulation of cell migration; semaphorin-plexin signaling pathway involved in axon guidance
Cellular component (GO): semaphorin receptor complex
Molecular function (GO): semaphorin receptor activity; protein binding
Source: RefSeq, a predicted model, not a curated record
ACAAAUCGCGAUGACAGCCGAGUGGAGGAGGUGAGCGCGUGAACGAGCGGAUCCCACAGGUGUGUUUCUUGCCGCCAACUGCUUCCCGGAGACGCACGCGCGCACACACACCUGGAUUUUUUGGACCAUGUGACUCGCCAGGCACCUGGGCGUGGAGAAAGUCCCUGAUAGAUAGUCUAACCACCGCCACGGACUCUUUUGUUGGAGGAGUUGCGCGUCUUGCUUGUGCGCCGUUUCAAACCGCACGCAGCUCGUUUUGACUCGGUCCAGUGCCUUCCCGGGUUCCUCUCCUGUUACCACGUGAAUGAAACGUAAACUUGCGUACGGACUUUAUCGUUUGGACGUUAUAUUUGGAGGACUUCUUGUCUCGAUUUGUGGACUGGUCGCGCUUCCAACUCGUAUGAUCGCUUCUUCCCCUCUCCAAGAUCGCAGACUCUUGAUGAAUCCUGGGUGUUUCGUUGGCAUGGUGUGUCUAAUCGGAUGAGUGUGCUCUGAGCUACCAGUCACCAGAGCUGCCCCGUCUGCCUCCGCCCAGUGGAAGUUGGAGUAUCCAGAAAGAAGCUGAAGUAACACAGCGAGGACAAUUAUAAAUAAGGCGACAUCUCACUCUGACCAAUGGAUGGUGCCUUAAAGUGGAUACUGAGAUCACAAACACAUCACUGAGCCCGCUCCUCUCCUCCACUCGCUCACUCCAUCACGUGCAGAAACAAGGCGUCUCCAGCACAGCCCCACCGGAGUCCUUGGGCAAUUAGAAAUGGAAAGCUGGCUGCCCCUCCUCCUCCCCAUCGCCUUCUUCUGUCUCUCACUCGCUCAGGAAGACCCCUACCCCAGCUUCAGCUCCGAGACCCUCAUCAACAAUGUGGUGCAGGACAAUCACACGGGCCGCAUCUACGUGGGGGCCGUCAACUCCAUCUACCAACUCAACCCUGCGCUCAAAAGGGAGGCCAGGACUGAAACGGGCCCCAAGGAGGAUGCUAGGACAUGCACCCCUCCGGCCUCUGCCUGUCAGGAUACCAAAUUCAUGGACAACCACAACAAACUGCUCCUUGUCCACCCUUCGAAUGGGUCCCUAAUUGUCUGCGGAAGUAGAUAUCGGGGUAUUUGCUCUCUUCUUAAUCUAAGCAAUGUGGAGCAACAACUUUACUACAGCGAUAGCAAAGGAGAGAGGACUUAUGUUGCUAGCAUUGAAGACAAUGUCAAUGUAGUGGGAGUUAUGUCCACUUAUACAAAGGAGGACGUCUCGUUUCCGGUAUUUCUUGUCGGUAAGGGCUACGGAAGCCUCGAUAGCACAAAACUGAUAAGCACUCGGAUUUUGCAAGAUUUCCGCGAAUGGGUAGUUUUUGAAAGCAUCAUCGAAGCAUCUACAGUCCAAACAACGCCAUUCGUUGCCAAAUAUCUUCACGAUUUCCGACAUGCUUUCAAAGAAGAUGGAUUUGUGUAUUUCCUCUUUUCCCGGACUCUCGAUGGUGCGGACAGUGUCAAAAAUGUUACGUUCGUGUCCCGGCUUUGCGAGACAGAUCUUCACUACUAUUCGCACACGGAGUUGCAGCUAAAUUGCGGGAAUGAUAAUAAGUAUAACAAAGUCCAAGCUGCGUACGUGGCCGCUCCUGGGAAAGAAUUGGCACGGAGCAUGUCGGAAUCUGGAUUAUAUGGAAAUGUGGUGUCUUGGCGUAAGGUUUUGUUUAUGGUUGCAAGCUCAGAUGACCAUCCAAAUGAGUCCGCCCUGUGCAUGUACCCACUGGACACGAUCAACGAAAAACUGGGGAACAUCAUCAGCGCCUGCUACAUCGACUCGGGGAAGAUUUCUGGAGACCCAGCUGUCGAUAUCCCGUACUCGUCCAAAACAGAUGAGUUCUGCACCUCGAAAAUAGCGAAGGACACAUUGGAGCACUUUAAAUGUGGUGCAGAUUUCCUCCCCUCUCCUCUGGCCAGUAAACCCAAGUACGCUCUGAAGGCCCAGAAUGCACUCACCAAAACAGAGCUGCUCACUGCUGUGUCUGUAGCUGUGGAGAACGACCAUACCAUCGCCUUCCUGGGAAACAGCCGAGGAGAGGUGUUCAAGGUCCACCUCACCUCAGAGCCGUACGAGUACAGUAAGGCCUUCACUGACCCCAUGAGAGAGCGAGUCAACAAGAACCUGUUCUUUGACCUGAGCCACAGCCACCUGUACAUCACCACCGAGAAGAAGAUUACCAAGGUGCCAGUACAAACGUGUCUCAAACAGCCCAACUGCCACUCAUGUGUGGAGCUUCGGGACCCGUACUGUGGCUGGUGUGUGCUGGAGGGAAGAUGCACGCGGCGGUCCGAGUGCAGACGCGCAGAGGAGAAGAACGGUUGGCUGUGGAGCCCGAGGCAGCAGUGUGUCAAGAUCGUCUCCUUCUUCCCCCCAAACCUGUCCUGCAAGAAGACGCAGACGGUAAAAAUCAACAUCCCGUCUCUCCCUCUCAUCGGACACUCAGACCGGCUCUUUUGCAAAGUCGAGGAGUUUCAAAGCGUUGGGAGGAUGUCCGAUUCUGGGCAGGUCUCGUGCGAGCUCCCCCAACCCUCCAUGAUACCGCAGACGCCAGACGACCAAGACUUUGUAGCUGUGGCCAUAACCGUUUUCGUCAAUGACUCGGUGGAGCUGGCCACUCGGGAUUUCAAAUUCUACAACUGCGCCGCGACUGUGAAGAAGGCUGAAAAUACUCCGUGCAUGGCGUGUGUGUCCAGUCUGUGGGGGUGUCAGUGGAACAUUCGGGACCACAGCUGCAGCGACAUGGACGACAGCAUCUCUGGAGCUCACAUCAUCAAACACAGACAGGGAGCCAAGUGUCCGAAGUUUGAAAAUCCCGAUCCGAUUCUCAUCCCAGUGGGCCAUAAGAGACGGAUCAGCUUUGAGGGGUUUAAUCUGGGUCUGUAUCAGGGUCGCUCCUUCACCAUCGGGACAGAGCUGAUGAAGAACGUAGAGGAAGACGUCUCUUAUGCAGACACUUUUUACAGCUUCAACGGAUUCAACUUUUCUUUCGACAAGUCGCCGGAGACCAAUGUGCUUUUUUACGUCAAGGACAAAGACACAGGCAAAAAGAUGGACAGCACCCUAAAUGUCACGCUGUAUAACUGCGCCGUGGGUCGACAGGACUGCAGCCUGUGUAAAAAUGCAGACCCAAAGUACAAGUGUGUGUGGUGCCCCAAACAAAAGGCCUGUGUGUUUGAAGACCUGUGCUCCUCUGUGGACUCGUACAACGUGGAGUGCCCCCAUCCAGAAAUAACAGACAUCAUCCCCAAGUUCGGGCCUCCAGAGGGGGGCAUCUCCAUCACCAUCAAAGGCUCUAACCUGGGCAUCCACCCAGACGACAUCGUGAACAUCAGUGUGGUGGGGGAGCCAUGUAGGCACCAGAAAGACAAGUACUCCGUCUCCACCAGUGUGGUGUGUGAGAUCGGACCCCUCAGGCCGAACUGGGGGCAGGUGGAGGUGGUGGUGAAGGGGGGGAAGAAGGGCACGUCCUCCAUGUUUUUCACCUAUCAGGACCCCAUCCCAGACUUGGUGAAGCCCAGCCAGGGGCUCAAAGCGGGAGGCACCCUCAUCACCAUUUACGGGCGCUACUUAAAAACGGGAAGCAAGAGCGACGUGCAGGUCAACAUCGGAGGAGUGGACUGCAUCGUGGAGGGUUUUGGGAAGGAGAUCACCUGCAGGACUGGGGAGUACCGAGCGGAGAAAGUGCCCUCUGACCUUCUCCCGGUCUCUCUGAAGUACGGGAAAAGCACCAUCAAAACCAUUCCCAACGCUUUCCAGUUUAUGGAAAACCCCACGAUCCAGAGCCACCACCCUCAGAGCAGCUUUGUCUGUGGGGGAAGGAACAUUGUUGUCACUGGCUCUGGAUUUGACCUCAUCCAAACUGCAGUUAUCAAAGUCCAAGGAGAGAACUCAAUAGCACUAGAGUCGUACCGGGACAAGAAUGACUCUAUGAUCCAGUUUUCAUCUCCGGCCGUGAACGCCUCAUGGGGAGACUUCACCACUUUUAUUCAGCUCGACAACUGGGUCCGAGAGCUCAAGCCGUUCCACUACCACCCAAACCCCACGUUCAACAACAUCAACAAGAAGGUCAUCACCGAGGCCAGCAUCAUCAUCGUCACGGGCCACGGAUUCUCUCGGGCUAUGACGGCUAACGAGGCUCAGGCGUUUGUGGGGGAUGUGCGCUGUUCGGUCAAUACUCUCCAGGACGAUAAACUGUUCCUGGACGCGCCCUCCACCCCGCCCCGCUCCAGGUCCCGACGCCACAGACGGGAUACCAGUCCGGAGCUGCUCGAACUGCUGAUUAAGUUUGGAAACGGCGAGUGGGUGGUGGGCUCGGUGCAGUAUGAGCAGAAGAAUGACUUGGCUCUGUACAUCAUCAUCCCAGCUGUCAUAGUCCCCAUGCUGAUCAUCAUCGCCAUUUCUGUCUACUGCUACAGGAGGAAGAGUCAACAGGCGGAGCGCGAAUACGAGAAAGUCAAACACCAGCUGGAGAACCUGGAGGAGAGUGUCCGUGAUCGCUGCAAGAAAGAGUUCACAGACUUGAUGAUUGAGAUGGAGGACCACACCAAUGACUUAAGCGAGGGCCGCAUCCCAUUCCUGGAUUAUAAGACCUACACAGACCGAGUGUUCUUCCUGCCGUCGAAGGAUGGGGCCAACGACGUCAUGAUCACAGGGAGACUGGACAUUCCCGAAUCCCGAAGAGCCACAGUGACACAGGCACUAAACCAGUUCUCCAACCUGCUCAACUCCAAGACCUUCCUCAUCAAUUUCAUCCGCACUUUGGAGCGCAGUCAUGACUUUAACGCCCGGGCAAAGGUGUACUUUGCGUCCCUGCUCACGGUGGCUCUUCACGGGAAGCUCGAGUACUACACGGACAUCAUGAGGACUCUGCUGCUGGAGCUCAUGGAGGAAUACGUCAACAGCAAGAACCCCAAACUCAUGCUGCGAAGGUCGGAGACGGUGGUGGAGCGAAUGCUGUGCAACUGGAUGUCCAUCUGCCUUUACCAGUUUCUGAAGGACUCGGCAGGUGAACCUCUCUACAAACUGUUCAGAGCCAUAAAGCACCAGAUCGAGAAGGGGCCAGUAGACGCCCGAGUGAAGAAGGCCAAGUACACUCUGAACGACACGGGGCUGCUGGGAGACGACGUGGAGUACUCUGUGCUGACCCUGCAGGUACUGGUCCACGGAGAGGGCCCUGACGUGACGCCGGUCAAAGUGCUGAACUGCGACACCAUCUCUCAGGUGAAGGAGAAGAUCAUCGAGCAGGUGUACAGGAACCUGCCCUACUCUCAGAGACCUAAGGUGGAGUCCGUAACACUGGAAUGGCGGCCAGGCUCCACGGGGCAGAUCCUGUCCGACCUCGACCUCACGUCUCAGAAGGAGGGACGCUGGAGACGCAUCAACACUCUGGCUCACUACAAUGUCAGAGAUAACGCCACGUUGGUUCUGUCGAGAGUUCUUCACACUCAACAAAAUUACGACCAAAACCACGAAAACCACGAAGAACGGAAUGCUUUGCUGGAGGAUGACAAAGUGUUCCAUCUGGUCCGGCCGACCGAGGAGCUGGAUGAGAUCAAAUCCAAACGAGGAAGUAUAAAGGACAAGUCGAUGACCAAAGCCAUCACAGAAAUCUAUCUCACACGCCUGCUCUCCGUCAAGGGCACUUUGCAGCAGUUCGUGGAUGACUUCUUCCGCAGCGUGUUGUGUUCAGGAGCCGUCGUUCCUCCGGCCGUCAAAUAUUUCUUCGACUUUCUGGACGAGCAGGCGCUGAAACACAACAACGUGGACGAGGAGACAAUCCACAUCUGGAAGACGAACAGUCUGCCUCUGCGUUUCUGGGUGAACAUCCUGAAGAAUCCUCACUUCAUCUUCGACGUGAAUGUUACGGAGGUGGUGGACGCCGCUCUGUCCGUCAUCGCCCAGACGUUUAUGGACGCGUGCACCAAGAGCGAGCACAAACUAAGCCGGGACUCUCCAAGUAACAAACUACUCUAUGCAAAGGAGAUCUCCACCUACAAGAAGAUGGUGGACGAUUAUUACAAGGGGAUCAGGCAGAUGGUACCUGUGAGCGACCAGGACAUGAACACACAUUUGGCCGAAGUGUCACGGGCUCACACAGACAAACUGAACACACAAGUGGCUCUGCAUCAGCUGUACCAGUAUGCCAGCAAAUACUACGAUGGGAUCAUUGCAUCCCUGGACGAGGAUCCCGCCGCACAGAGCAAACAGCUGACCCUCCGGCUACAACAAAUAGCGGCCGCGUUGGAAAACAAAGUGACGGAUCUCUAACGUAUCGCUGGGAGGGACAGGGGAGGGUGGGGAGUACGGAUACUGCCAGUGACUACAGGGGCAUAGCUCGGGUCCAAGGUGAAACACUAUGGGAAGAUCAGGACAGGAGUAGGCUAUUUUUACUUUUUUGAGUAAGUUUGCUCUCAAAGUUUUAAAUCAAGUCUAAACCAGAAGCAAACCUGGACUUAACCAGUUCGUAACAAGGUCUAAACCUGGACAAAACCAGGACUAUUGCCAAAGUCCUGAUUUUGUUUUUAAUUUUGUCAAAACUAGGACUAAUGAAACACAGACACACAACUAGAUGCAAAGCGGGACUAAAGCGGGACUAAAGCGGGACUAAAGUGGGACUAAAGUGGGACUAAAGCGGGACUAAAGCGGGACUAAAGCAGGACUAAACUAGGACUAAAGCAGGACUAAAGCAGGACUAAACUAGGACUAAAGCAGGACUAAAGCAGGACUAAAGCAGGACUAAACCAGGACUAAACUAGGACUAAACCAGGACUAAAACUGAACUAAACAGUGACUAAACCAGGACUAAACCAGGACUAAACCAGGACUAAACCAGGACUAAACCAAGACUAAACCAAGACUAAACCAAGACUAAACCAAGACUAAACCAAGACUAAACCAAGACUAAACCAAGACUAAACCAAGACUAAACCAAGACUAAACCUGGACUAUUGCCAGAGUCUUAAUUUUGUUAAAACUAGGACUAAUGAAACACAGAUACAACUAGACGCAAAGCGGGACUAAAGCGUGACUAAAGUGGGACUAAAGCGUGACUAAAGUGGGACUAAAGUGGGACUAAAGUGGGACUAAAGUGGGACUAAAGUGGGACUAAAGUGGGACUAAAACAGGACUAAAACGGGACUAACCCAGGACUAAACUAGAUCUAGGACUAUUACCAGGGUUAAUGAUUUCUAAACUAGAAUGAAAUAAAGACUGAACCUGGUCUAUACUAGGACAAAUUAAGGACUAAACGAAGACCAAACUAAGUCUACAUCUGGACUAAACCAGGACUAAGUGAAAGUUGAUAUUUCAUGGAAGCAAACUGUUGAUAGAAAUGAAAAGAAAGACAUUUUCCCAUAGUGUCUGGCCUUCAUUUAAAAAAGUUUAAAAGGUGAAAUAAUUUUCUGAACUUUUGAAUGAAAAUGAUAGUUACUCUGUCAUAGGUACGCCUUAAAACUACUUUGCCAAACUUUGAAAUGUCCACACACUCACUCUACUUUUUUCCCAGAUUGCAUUGCAGCGACCUAUGCCCCUUACUGUCACAGGAUCCAAUCAGAUGUUCAAUUUCUUUCAGUGUAGAAAAAGGUUUUAAAAUUGUAUUAUAUAUUUUUUUUAUGGUGCAGUCUUUCCGAGGAGAGCUUUAUAAUAAUAAUAAUGAGAAUAUCUUUUUAAAUGGCUCAAGUAUGUGGUGUUUUUAUGAUGCGUAUAUAUAUAGUACAUUAUGUAUGAGUGUGAAAAUGCGGGAGGGCUGGAUGCACACACAGGAUGCCUACUGUUAACCCGCCCACUCUCCCUGGACUGGAGCCUGGACUGGAUCUUGGUCAAGGACUUGGACCAAAACCAGAGACCAAAAAAGGGACCCAACUAGGAUUCGGUCUCCUAUGAUUGACAGGUCAUCAGUCGAUGCAGUGGCUUGUUGCUGGAAGAGAACAAAAUUAACGAGAGGCGUACAAUCGAACUGUUCUGGAACCUGCUCGUCACCCCAGAGAUGUUAUUGCUUUGCUUGGAAUGUUCCGCAGUAUGUCCGUCUCCUUACUGUGUGCCAGCUCCACAGAUCUGAGCUGUAACUUGGCUUGUAAGGAGUAGCUAGCUUGAAAAUCUGUCUCUCAUGCAUGUUAUAAAGUGAUAGGUGAAAACAGUGGAAUAAACCCACCCAGACACAGGCAGAACAUGCAAAAACAUUGUAUAAUUGCGAAGACUAAACUAGUACAUGACCAUGAAUCAAAUCUGACUCCCAGCAACAAGCCACGGAAAUGUUUUGAAUGAUGUUUUUUGACUGAAAAGCACAGUAGUUCGUGUCCCUUUAUUGUACAGUGCCAUGAUACAUUCCACUGCAAUUAAAGCACACAAGACAUUUUAUAAAACUCAUUUAAAUCCAUUUACACUUCAGUUUUUUUGCUUAAGUCUUUUCCUGAUUUCAUGUUUGUCAUUCAUCUUAGCACUGCAAUAAAGUCCGCUCACGAGUUCUUAAACAGUAGCGAUGGAGCAAUAUUGUGACCAAUGUCCAAAAGCAUUGUUUUUUUUAUAUUUUGUAUCUUUCCAGUUGUCAUCGAACACUCUGCCUCUAAAGCUAGCUGCUUAUUGCUGAUGUUAAUAAUAAUUUAGUACUGUUCAUAUGUAUUCUUUGUUUCGAAAAUGUUUAAAAAUUGACAUCUGCAUUAGUUAAAUUGACUUAAAGCGGAACAAUUUUGACCUAUUAGAGCAUGAACAAAGAUUUUAUAAAGACUAAUUAAGCUGUAGUUAUUGGGUAUCCAUUCAUUUUACGCCUGGUGAUGGUAUAAGCCUCUUCUGUAGCCACAGCUGCCCUGAGGUGAACUGAAAGAAGCGAGGCUGCCAAUCUGCGGCAUCAAGCUCCAACCAACACCAGUCAUUUACAUAUUCCUGAUUUUUACAAGGUGUGUGAAGUGUCUUGCUUAAGGACAUAACAGUGUGCACAGGUCGAAUCACAUUUGAUUUUUGGGUUUGUGGGCGAACGCUCUACCCACUAAGCCACUGCUAUAAAUGAUGAAUCUGACAUAAUACAGGCUAUAAAAGAAAUACCUUGAAACGCAUCAGAUAACACGUCCAUUAUGAAAACUCUAAACUUGUCAAACCCGCUCACACAAGUCAUUUUACCUAAUAUAGUUGAAUUUUUUGCAGUGUAUAGACAGAGUAAUCAUGUAUAUAAUAGUAUUGCAAUGGGGUGUGAGGAGAGGACAGGGGAGGGGCGAGGGAUGGAGAUUUCACGGUUAAUUAGAUGCCGUCAUCUGUAAUCGGUAAAUUACAGGUUUCACAGACUUAAUUGUAGUCUAUGUGGUCCCUGGAGAAGCUCAUGAGGCGUAAGACUGAGGAGACGAGGAGAUGAACAAGGACCGUCAAAAGAUCUACUGACUAUGUAUGGACUCGAUAAGGGUUGAAACAGCUAUAAACCAGGACUGAACCAGGACUGGACUAGGUCUUUGAGUAAGUCUAAAUCACAACUAAACCAGGUCUAAACUGGAUCUAAAUCAUGUAUAUGUAUAAACUAAAGACUAAAUAAGGAUUUAACCAGGACUAUAUCCAAAGUAAUUAGUCCUAGUUCUGAGAAAAUUAAGACAAACGCAACUAGAAGCAAACCUGGACUAAACCGGGACUUAACAAGAUCUAAACCUGGACUAAACCGGGACUUAACCAGGUCUAAACGUGGACUAAAUGUGGACUAAACGUGGACUAAACGUAGACUUAACAAGGUCUAAACCAGGACUAAACCGGGACUUAACAAGAUCUAAACCUGGACUAAACCGGGACUUAACCAGGUCUAAAUGUGGACUAAAUGUGGACUAAAUGUGGACUAAAUGUGGACUAAACGUGGACUAAACGUGGACUAAACGUAGACUUAACAAGGUCUAAACCAGGACUAAACCGGGACUUUACCAGGUCUAAACGUGGACUAAACGUGGACUAAACGUGGACUAAAUGUGGACUAAACGUGGACUAAACGUAGACUUAACAAGGUCUAAACCAGGACUAAACCGGGACUUUACCAGGUCUAAACGUGGACUAAACGUGGACUAAACGUGGACUAAACGUGGACUAAACGUGGACUAAACGUGGACUAAACGUGGACUAAACGUGGACUAAACGUGGACUAAACGUGGACUAAACCUGGACUAAACCUGGACUAAACCUGGACUAAACCUGGACUAAACCUGGACUAAACCACGUGGACUAAACCUGGACUAAACCUGGACUAAACCUGGACUAAACCUGGACUAAACCUGGACUAAACCUGGACUAAACCUGGACUAAACCUGGACUAAACCUGGACUAAACCUGGACUAAACCACAUAUUUUUUGGUUUCAGUGAUGGAUAUUUCAACUGUAACAAUCCUAACAGUUACACUUAGAAAUAACAACUUAAUUUGCCUUUAAAAAGUAUGAAAAAAGACUUGAUUCAUAAUGAGAUUAAGAAUGACUCAGGCUUAUGAAACACUUAAGGGGUUAGCGUUAGGAGCUAUGGUUUUUAGUACUAAGCCUAAAUCAUUCUUAAUAAACUAUUUGUUCCUUAUGAAUUAAGUCUUUCUGAUGUUUUGAGGCUGAUUAGGUGCAAGUGUUGCCGUGCAUAACAAAAUGUUCCUUUGAAUGGUCAAAAGUUCUAAAAAUGGCAUCCAGGAAACUGAAACCCAUGAAUAUACCCCAGGACUGAAACAAAACUAAAUCAGGUUUAAACUAACAAAAUCCAGUCUGUAACUUAACUAAACCAAGAUUAAACCUGGGUAAAGUAUGUCAAGGUUUAAAAAGACUAAACCAGGACUGUCCAGCACUAUAGGGUAAGCAAGAACUAAACCAGGACUCAAUCAGGACUAAACCAGAUAGAAAAUUAGGAUUGUUUGCUGGGGCUAUUAACAAUUUACAACAAAAUGUUCCAUCUUUUUAAUGGUCAAAAGUCCUCAAAAUGGCGCCCAUAUACCCCUAAACUGACUAUAAGGUAAGCAAGAAGUAAACCAGGACUCAAUCAGGACCAAACCUGGACUAAACCUGGAUUUGUGGCCUGUUGGAGACUUGUAGCUUAGCCCAGAUCUGGAACAGGCUGCCCCCCGACGGCUCCUGGCAUUGGCCGGUGCUGAGCCCUGCCACUCGGUGUAAUGGCAUCAGCAGGGGGGGCUCUUGAUCCUAAUUACACACAGACCGCAGAUCCAUCAUUUCGUCUGUUUACUCAAGUCUGCUCUCACAAACCAAAACGAAGCAAGACUAAACCACGAAUAAACCAGUAAUAAACCAGGACUAGACUGCAGUCUCCUCUCCCAAACAGGAAUGAAGAAAAAACUGAGCUAAAACAGGUCUAGACCAGGACUAGACCAGUAUUAAAUAAAUAUUAGACCAGUGCUCUUAACCACACAAAGAUUAAACAAGUACUAAAUCAAUAUUGGAUGUGUAGUCUCAUCUCCUUAAUGAAAAUAAUACAAGACCAGACCAGGACUAAACCAGGUCUAAAUGAGGACUGCUGGAGGAUUCAAUCAGUCCAGGAAUAAACAAGAUCUAGACCAGGGCUAGACCAGGACUUGACCAGGACUUGUCCUGUCUCCGCCGUUGUUUAUUGUGGUCUCCUCUCCUGAAAAGAAUUGAUGCAAGCCUUUCUUUGACCAAAAGCGUGCCUUAACACUGAUGCAUAUAUAGUUGAAGUGCUGUUGUUGACGCCUGGGUGGACUCAUGCAGAUAGUAGACACAGUGUGUAGUUGGAGUGUUGGUUCUGUGCUGUAGAGGCUGUGACCAGAGGCUCACUCUUUAUGUUGCAGUUUUGACGUGUGCGUUGUUUUGAGUGUCUGUGCUGUGUGCUUAUAGGACUUGGUGGCAAAGGCAAAAGCCAAAUGAAUACAUGUCAAAGUGGCCAAUGUGAUUUGAACUGAAACUGUGUGACACUCCUGAACUAAAGGGUCUUUGUGUAAAUUGAAUAUAGCGCUAAAUUGUUCUGGUGUUUAUUUUUGCCCUGUGUUUCUGAGCUAUUCCACAGUGUGUGCGAUAAAUGACAAUAUAUACUCAAAUGACCUUCUUACUGCUGUGCAGUUAUAAUUUUUAUUUCUUGUUUCCUAUACUCUACAAAUCUUUGUAAAACAUGUUGAAAUACUGUAUUCUAACUGUAUACUCUAUGCAUAUGUCCUGGGACACAAAUACAAAUGUAAAAAAAAAAAAAAAAAAAAAAAAAAAAAA